Lathyrus oleraceus (garden pea) is the source of this 1184-nucleotide messenger RNA. RefSeq lists its product as uncharacterized. Lineage: Eukaryota; Viridiplantae; Streptophyta; Magnoliopsida; Fabales; Fabaceae. Bases 351 to 1118 code for a protein of 255 amino acids. The record is from RefSeq and is a predicted model, not a curated record. The transcript has a single exon.
GGUUUUCUUUUGUCCCUUUUGUAUAAAUAAAAAAUACUAUAUUUUUAUAUCUAAAAUCAAUUAAUGAAAAAUAAUUUUUAAUUUUUCUUAAGUAACUUGUUAUUGUUCCUCUUCAUUUUUGUUUAGAAAUCCUAUUUUAGCAAUUUUAAUCUUAGUUGAAGAAGAGUCUAUUACAAUAUCUUUAUUUUUGAAACAAAACAGUGGGUUUUCCAUUAACCUUAUAGGGAGUAUCUAAAUAAGAAGGGAUAGAAAAGUAAUAUCCACGUCACAAAAUGUGAAAUGUCUUUUAAGUAUAAAAUCCCGGUAAGCUCUAACCCUCCCGUUCACGACGGCGCUAUCUCGAAGUUAAAAUGGAAGAAGAAGAAGAAGAGGAAAUAAAUCCUUUCACAAGCCUCCUAACCGACGACGAUGAUAAACCCAUUGCAUUCACUACCAUACAAGACGAUUUACCAAAGCAAGAAUUGCUUCAAAAACAUUUCCUCCGUUCGAUUCAAUCAACGGUUAUAAUUCGUCAGCUCCCAUCGGAGGGUAUCUCCUUCCAGCUCUGGCCCACCGCCACCUCUCUUGUCUCCCUCCUCGACAACCACCGCAUAAAUCCUACAAACAGCCCUCUCUCCACCGCCCUCGCAGCAAGCAACACUCCUCUGAGGAUCCUGGAACUUGGCUCCGGCACCGGAAUAGUCGGUAUAGUCGCCGCCGCCACUCUCGGCAGCAACGUAACCCUAACAGAUCUCCCUCAUGUAGUUCCCAAUCUUAAGUUCAACGCGGAAGCCAACGCGGGUGUUGUGGGGUCCAGCGGCGGGACAGUUACAUUUGCACCGCUGAGGUGGGGCCACGCUGAUGACGUGGAGAUGAUUGGGAGAGAGUUUGAUGUUAUCGUAGCUUCGGAUGUAGUGUAUCAUGAUCAUCUCUAUGAGCCGUUGAUUGAAACGCUGCGUUUGUUGUUGAUUGGGAAGAAAAUUGUGUUUUUGAUGGCUCAUACGAAGAGGUGGAAAAAAGAGUCGGUUUUCUUCAAUAAAGCGAGGAAGCACUUUUUCAUUGAUGUUUUGCAUGUUGACACUCCUUGCAAUGGUUCUAGAGUUGGUGUUGUUGUUUAUCGUUUUGUUGGGAAGAGUUAGGUUUCAAAUUUCCACCUCUUAAGUUAAUUUUUGACUAAAAAUAAAUUUACAUUUGUUUGGUUGUUA